UUUAUUAAUAUGCUAAAUCAAUAAUAAUCAUUAUUGAUAUUAUUGAUAUAUAAAAUAUUAUAUUUAUUUCAUUGGAUUAAAUAUUUUGAUAUGUGAAUGAUGAUUAGUUAUCAAACGAAUACGAUGUCUUGCAAAAGAAAAUGCAACUUCUUUGAUAAUAUCUAUUAUUUCGCGAGAUUUUUUUUCGAUGUACUAUAAAAACGUAAGAUGUUAAUAAGAAAAGAGAGAGAAAGAAAAAGAGAGAAAGGACGAUAAAAAGUAGUGUUGACAGGUGCAAUAACGGUGAUCGCGUGUAUUGGCUUCAUGAGUAAAAAAAAGCGAUCGUGUAUAUAUCUAGUUUUUGCGAGUGAAAAAAGAUCAAUUGACUGAUAUUCAAGCAUACGAACACAUUCUUAAAGAUGUUACUACAUAUACAGUGUAAGCGCAAGUUUCAAAUAUCAAAUAACAUGAUCUACUUCUUCAACUCUUUUUCUUUUAAAGACAUCCGUUAAUUCGAAAGGAUAUAUGAUCCGCGUCCUUAGAACACGUGUUCACUGUCACGUGGUUCGUUCAAGAAAACAUGAAAUGAUCCAUGGAUUCGCGCAACAUCUUUCGAAUCUUUUUCAUCGAAUUAACUAUUAUUUCUCUACCUCGUGAGAUGUGAGAGUAACGAAGAAAUGGAGACACUUUAUACAGGAGCGAUCCAUGGGUUUCCUCAAUCGAAUGGCGGACUUACUAAUGGAAUUUCGACGGGAAUGGGUAGCUCGUUCGAUCAAGAUGGUGUCUUGAGUCUCAUUGUAGUUUUAGGAGGAAGCUUGUCUCUGGUGGCUCUAGUCUUUGCCUUCAUUACCUACAGCUUAUUCUCGGAUUUGAGAAGCCUGGCGGGCACGACCCUUAUGAAUCUCUUGGCAGCUCUCUUCAUGGUUCAACUACUCUUCAUAGUUGGAGUGGGUGGCGUUCAGGAUUCGGAGCUGUGCAUUUCCCUGGGGUUGAGUUUGCAGUAUCUUCGAAUGACGGUGGUUUGUUGGCUGGCUGCGAUGUGUCAUCAUCUUUACGCCACGGUCGCAUCGAUUCCACGGCGUGACGAUCCACCGACUUACCUCAAGUACAGCAUCUUCGCCUGGGGUGCACCAUUUCUCAACCUCGCCGUUGCCAUUUUUCUACAGAUUCGCGAAACGAGCAAUAUUUGGAACACUGUGGAUCUCACGCCUUUUAAUUGCUGGUUUAUGGGAACGAAGGCAACGAUUUAUACGUAUGGUUUGCCAGUCUUCCUGCUGCUUCUUUCCGCCGGUUAUUAUUUAAUCAAAGCUGCAAUUGUGUCCAGAUACACAUGCAGUAUGCAGUUGGAAAUAAAGCAACGCGAAAAGAUGAAAAGAAGAAGAGCGUUGCAAAUGAUUCUAUUUUUAAAAGUGUGUAUGAUAGUGGGUUUCGUAGCUGGAUGCGGUGUUGCAUCUAGGAUCUGGAAAAUCCCUUUUCUUUGGGCUGUAUUCUGCACUGCACAUUCUCUUCAGGGAUUAGCUGUAGCGCUGUCCGUCGCGUGCAACUGCAGAGUUCUCAAAGUCUACGCCAGGAAGUCGUACAAACAACCAAAACAACAGAUUGCGCAUUCUAGCAGUAGUAUGCAACUGCUCGCACCUGCACCAGACCCAGUCUAAAUUCACGGAUCUUUAGACUACUUUUGGACGAAAUCAGCCAGAAAAGGAUAGAAAAUAAAAAAAAAGCCCAUCGAAUCCAAGGAUUCCCAUUAUUUUUUCACAUAAAUAAAUCUCGGCCUCUUUACAAAAUAUUCUCAUAAUUGUAUAUCUGUAUUUAAUUUUCGUUUCAUAUAUUUCAGAGUCGAUUUUCCUCUUCAUUUUGUUUCGUUUUGUUUCGUUUUGUUUUAACAUAUUCGAAAAAUACAAAACGUUCGAAUUAAAAUUACCGUGAUUUCCAACCAUUUCCUGCUCUCCUUUUUUUAAAAAGUUAAGAAGAAGCAAUCUCGGACGUUGGUAAGAAAGGAAACUGCAUGAUAAAGCAGUCACAAUUUAUUUUAAAUUAGCUUUCCGUUUUCCAUUUUUCGCAUUCAGAGUUUGUGAAUAUUUUCGACUACAGACUAGAUUUUUCCUAUUGAAAAACUGUACAAAAUACCACACUCCAAUCCAACGAAAUUCGAAAAAUCAAAUUUCACGAACCUGUUAGUGACUACAAUGGACGCGAAUCGUGAACAGAUAAUGUCGAGAUAGUUGCGUCAACGAAUUGGGUUAACGUAGUAUCACGAUUCUUAAAUUUCGUGCACUUCGAAUUUUAAAUCGUAAAAAAAAAAA
Apis dorsata (giant honeybee) is the source of this 2282-nucleotide messenger RNA. RefSeq names its product cadherin EGF LAG seven-pass G-type receptor 1-like. The record is from RefSeq and is a predicted model, not a curated record. The coding region runs from base 657 to 1634 and encodes 325 amino acids. Gene Ontology annotation, molecular function: G protein-coupled receptor activity. Lineage: Eukaryota; Metazoa; Arthropoda; Insecta; Hymenoptera; Apidae. The transcript has 8 exons. Gene Ontology annotation, cellular component: membrane. Gene Ontology annotation, biological process: G protein-coupled receptor signaling pathway; cell surface receptor signaling pathway.